UUUUAACAUCGAUGCAUUGAUGUUUUCUCACCUCUAGUUUGGAUUUGCGAAGACUUGGCGAUAGUUGGCAUGUUACGUGUGUUUUCGGCUUUCUCGCUUCCUUCUCGUUCUCGUUUCCUUCCUCCUUGAUUCCGAUUUCGAGUGUUGUUAACGUGCGUUGCAACAACAUUGAAAUCAUCGACAGUAAUAUCAACAUCAAAGCGAGGCACCGCGUGAAGCAGCAACUCGACAACAACAAGCACUAUCGCAACAACGUCUCUAACGCGUUCGCAACACACACUUAUUGCGGAGUAUUUUUCGUUUUUUUUUCGCUGCAUUUGUGCUGACUGGCCGCACAAUCGUUCUGUUUCCGCUGACAGCUCCAAAAAAAGAGUUUAAAAACGCCGAAACGAAAAACAAACAAAAGAGUGAAAAAACGCGUGUGUGUGGCGGUCUGUUGCUUAUUUUUUUGUGGUUAAACAGCAACACUAACAAACAACAACUGCAACAACAAGAACAGUUAGCAAUUGGAGCAUCACAAUGACAUCGAAAAAACGCAAAACCCUGCUGGACGCCGACGACGAUGAUGAUAACUUUGAUGAGGACGAUUCGGGCUCCGAUUUCGAUGAUGACGAGGAUCCAGAUCAAAUAGAAGUGCCCGGUGGUGGUCGCGAUCUGAAUACCGCUGUUACCUACGCCCAAAAUAUCCGCAGCGGAGUGGGCGUGGCGCCCAAGGGCAGUACACCAAUACCACUGAGUGGCGCCAAAAUUGUUAUAAGCAACAACAAUAUCAAGCCAAUAUCGCUGUUGCGCAUUAACAACAACAAUAACAAUAACAACAACGUAAUCACCAGCGGUAAUAGCAACAACAACAGCAGCAACAACAAUAGCAACAGCAACAACACAAGCAGCAGUAACGGCAACAAUACCGUUGUACGCCCCAUAAUCACAACAACAGCGGUGGGCGGUACAACGACAGUUGGGGGCGUGGCACUGGGCGGAAAGAUCACACCGAUACCGAUAAUAGCCAGAAAAGUAGCAGUAGAGAAUAAUUUAAACAAUAUGCCAAAGAAAUUAAACAACACGAUAACGGCCAUGGGCAGUCCUGCGGCCAGGAGCAGCGGCAAUGCAACUGGCUCCGCUGGCGGCGGUGGCGGUGGUGCAAUUGGCGGUGGUGGUGGCUCCGCGGCGGGUUCAACCAGCAGCUACUUGAACAGCCUCAGCACCAACGAACUAAUGAACCUGGCCGCCUAUGUGGCCGCCAAGGGUAGCAGCAAUCCGCCUCCUCCGCCCCCAUCGACGGCCGCCAAUUCGGUGAGGAGUCCGCCGGCGGGCGGCAAUCCCGCCGGCAACUUCUUCGGCGGAGCGGCGGCGUCCACUUCAGCCUCUGCUGCUAAUUUCAAUAUGGCCGCGUCUUUAUUGGCGCAGAUGAGUUAUGCAGGCGGAGUGUCGCCCAUUCGUCCCUUUAAGGUUGCCGGCGGAGUCGUUGGGAGUGGCCAGAAGUCCCCGAUGGCCACAUCAGCCGGGGGAGGAGCUGGAGGAGCAGCAGGAGCGGGAAUCGGAGGAGCAGCAGCAGGAGCCGCUGGCGGAGCAGCUGGAGCUGGUGGCAUGAAGGGCAACAUCUCGAUGAUGGAGGCGGUGCAGAAGCUGAUCGCCAUGAACCCGGAAUACCUGACCAGCGGGAUACCGAACAACGUGUUCCAGCUGUUCAUGCAGUCCAUGCAGCGGCCACAGACGACGCCUUCGCCACUGCAGUCGGUGAAUCCCAGCUUCAUGGCGGCCAAGGCAGCUGCUGCCGCGGCAGCUGUCCACGCCUCGGCGACUCCCUUCGUUGUCCAGCAGGAGGAGGACGAGGCCGACUACGAGGAGAUCGGCGUCGCCGAGACCUACGCCGACUAUUGGCCAGCCAAAUUGAAACUGGGCAAGAAGCAUCCGGACGCCGUGGUGGAGACCGCCUCGCUGAGUUCCGUGGAGCCGUGCGACGUCUACUACAAGCUCUCCCUGCCGCCCGAGACGAUAAACAGCGGCCACCUGAGCGCCCUGCAGCUGGAGUCCAUUACGUACGCCUCCCAGGCGCACGAUCACCUGCUCCCCGAUGGCAGUCGCGCCGGUUUCCUGAUCGGAGAUGGCGCCGGUGUGGGCAAGGGUCGCACCAUCGCCGGCAUCAUCUACGAGAACUAUCUGAAGGGGCGGAAGAAGGCGCUGUGGAUCUCGGUGUCCAAUGAUCUCAAGUACGAUGCCGAGCGCGAUCUCAGCGACAUCGGAGCCUCGCGAAUCGAUGUCCAUGCGCUCAACAAGUUCAAGUACGCCAAGAUCAGCUCGGAUGUGAACAACAACUGCAAGCGCGGCGUGAUCUUCAGCACAUAUUCCGCUCUGAUUGGCGAGUCCAACAACAAGACGGGAAAGUAUCGAUCGCGAUUCCGCCAACUGUUGCAAUGGUGCGGCGAGGACUUCGAGGGUCUGAUCAUCUUCGACGAGUGUCACAAGGCCAAGAACCUCUGUCCCGUGGGCUCUGGAAAGCCAACGAAAACGGGUCAGACCGUUCUCGAGUUGCAGCAGAAGUUGCCGAAGGCACGAGUGGUGUAUGCCUCCGCAACCGGAGCCUCCGAGCCGAAGAACAUGGCCUACAUGGUGCGACUGGGUCUCUGGGGUCAGGGCACGGCCUUCGCCAACUUCAAUGACUUCAUCACCGCCGUGGAGAGACGUGGCGUUGGCGCCAUGGAGAUCGUGGCCAUGGACAUGAAACUGCGCGGCAUGUACAUUGCCCGCCAGCUGAGCUUCAAGGGUGUCAGCUUCAAGAUCGAGGAGGUGCCGCUCUCCAAGGAGUUCCGCAAGAUCUACGAUCAGUCCGUGGAACUGUGGGUGGAGGCCAUGCAGAAGUUCACCGAGGCGGCCGAACUGAUUGAUGCCGAGAGCCGCAUGAAGAAGACGAUGUGGGGUCAGUUCUGGUCGUCGCAUCAGCGCUUCUUCAAGUACCUCUGCAUCGCCGCCAAGGUGAAUCAUGCGGUGCUGGUGGCCCGCGAGUCCAUCAAGUACGGCAAGUGCGUGGUCAUCGGCUUGCAGUCGACGGGCGAGGCACGAACGUUGGAUCAACUGGAGAAGGACGAUGGCGAACUCACCGAUUUUGUCUCCACAGCUAAAGGUGUCUUCCAGUCGUUUGUGGAGCGUCACUUUCCGGCGCCCGAUCGGAAUCGCAUCAAUCGCAUUUUGGGCCUCUACGACGAGCCACCCUCGCUGGCCGAUUCCACAUCCAGUUUGGGCAGCAAUAACAACAACACCUCCACCGCUGGCAAGCGAAAGGGUGGCUCCAGCAAAGACAACGGCUCCUCCACGGGUGGCAAGUCCAAGAAGAAGAAGCGCAGUGGUUCCUGGCAGUUCAGCGAUAGCGACAACGAGGACGCGGACAGGAAGAGCAAUCGAAAGCGGGACGCGGCGGGUGGCAACUCCAAUAGCGACAGCGAUGAGGCGAACAGCGACGAGGAGUUCCAGAGCGAUGUGAGCGAGGAGUACGAGGACGACGAGGAUCACGAGGCGGACAGCGAUCGACGCAGCGUGGCCAGCGACGCCAGCUCCGACUUCAAUCCGUUCUUCAGCGGCAGCGACAGCGACAUCGAUCCCUGGGUGAAUGCGCGCAGCAAGAAGUCCACGAAGAAGACGCAGAAGAAGACCAAGAAGAAGGUGAAGAAGGAGAAGGCGAAGAAGGAGGGCACCACCUCCUCGGCAUCCAGUUCGACCACCGCCACCACCGAUCCCAGUAGCAGUGCAUCGAUGUCGGCAACUGUGGCCGCCGCUCUAAAUGCGGCCAAGAGUCGCAAGUCGCAGCUCUCCACGCAGGACAAGAUCCAGGAUCUGCUGCAGAAGAAGCAGGAGCUCAAGGGCACCGUUACGCCGGUGGGCGUCAAUGGGGUUAAGCUCAACUACGGUCCGCCGCCCAAGGAUGCCAUCGAGCGCGCCUGCACCAUGAAGGAGGAGCUGCUGCGCAAGAUCGAGCGACUGGGCGCCCGACUGCCGCCGAAUACGUUGGAUCAACUGAUCGACGAGCUGGGCGGACCCGAUAACGUGGCCGAGAUGACGGGUCGUCGGGGUCGCGUGGUCCAGAACGACGAUGGCUCCAUUCAGUACGAGUCGCGAACGGAAUCGGAUGUGCCGCUGGAAACGCUGAACAUCACGGAGAAGCAGCGCUUCAUGGACGGCCAAAAGGAUGUGGCCAUCAUCUCGGAGGCGGCCUCCAGUGGCAUUUCCCUGCAGAGCGAUCGCCGGGUGUUCAACCAGCGGCGGCGUGUCCACAUCACCUUGGAGCUGCCCUGGUCCGCCGAUCGAGCCAUCCAGCAGUUCGGCCGCACCCAUCGAUCCAAUCAGGUGAAUGCGCCCGAGUACAUCUUCCUCAUUUCGGAUUUGGCUGGCGAGCGGAGAUUCGCCUCCACGGUGGCCAAGCGAUUGGAAUCGUUGGGCGCCCUGACGCACGGCGAUCGCAGGGCCACGGAGACCCGAGAUCUCUCCCAGUUCAACAUUGACAACAAGUACGGUCGCCAGGCCCUCGAAACGGUGAUGCGCACCAUAAUGGGCUACGAAUCGCCGCUGGUGCCGCCGCCCACGGAUUACAGCGGGGAGUUCUUCAAGGACAUCGCCGGUGCUCUGGUCGGUGUGGGCAUCAUCGUGAACAGCGAGAGCCAUCCGGGUGUGCUGAGUCUGGACAAGGACUACAACAACAUAUCAAAGUUUCUCAACCGCAUCCUCGGCUGUCCGGUGGACCUGCAGAAUCGCCUGUUCAAAUACUUUACGGACACCAUGACGGCCAUCAUUCAGCAGGCGAAGCGCGGCGGUCGCUUUGAUUUGGGCAUUGUGGAUCUGGGAGCUGCUGGCGAGAAUGUGACCCGUUGCCGACUGAUUCGGUUUGUGCGCAAACAUGCCACUGGAGUGGCGCCCACGGAGAUGCACACGGUUCGCGUGGAGCGCGGCAUGAUCUGGCAGGAGGCCAUCGAUAAAUAUGCCGAUCUCUUUAACGAGAACGAGGGCUUCUACCUGUCCCACCAGCUGCGCAAUCAAAAGCGCACCGCCAUCAUGGUGGUCAUCCUGGAGCAGCAGCCAUCGCGCACCACCAGCUCGACGAGCAGCACCACCGAUUCGGAUGGCAACGGCAAGAAGAAGAAGUCGCGCAGCAAAAAGGAGAUCAUGUGCCAGAUCUAUCGGCCCAACACCGGUCUUCAGGUGCGCCACGAAUCGCUGUUCGAGCUGGAGAAGAAGUACCGCAAGGUGAACAGCGAGGAUGCGGAGCCGCACUGGACGGAGCAGUACGAUGCGUCGGUGAACACCUGCUCGCACGCCUACUGGAACGGCAACUGCAGGAACGUCAGUCUGGGCAACGACUGCGAGGUGGGAUUGCGCCAGCGUUUGUACCACGUGCUGGCAGGAUCGGUGCUCUCCGUUUGGGGCCGGGUGGAGCACAUACUGAAUACACGUUCCAACAGCAAGAUGCAAGUGAUACGCAUGAAGACGACCGAGGGCGAGAAGAUCGUGGGCACCUUGAUACCCAAGUCCUGCUUCGAGCCACUGGUGGCCGAUCUGCGCAGCGAUUCGGAGAAGCAGGAGGAGUUCAACUACUAAGUUGUGUGAUUUUGUUUUGUUAUGGCUUCACUUUUGAGACCGCCUAUCCACGAAUCUUCCGAAACAGAGGCCAAGCAAUAUUCGAGUCCACAGCGGAUGGUAGGCGGCGAGCAUUAUGAUAGGCUCCAACGUAAUCUAUAUAUAUAUAUAUAUAAAUAUAUAAAUACUACUAUAAUUAAACUUAAUAACUUAGAGUAUGUGUAAAAGGACAUGAAGUAUAUGGCUCCAGGACAGCAGCAAACGCUUGUGAAAGCAACACAUUUUUUUUGACUUAAUUUUAAAUAGUUUUUAGUUUGUACAACCCAAACGCACGUACAUACCAACCCAUCCAUGAUAGAACUCGACUUUGGCUCGUCAUAGCUCAUAAAAAAACAAGGAGUUCAAGUCUCUCAAGUGGACUGCAUAUAAAAUAGGAAUCACUUUUGGAAAAAAAUAACAGAAACGUAAUUUCAAAAUGCCUUUAACUCUUUAAAAACUUUCUUGAAACCUUUUAAGUUUACUCUUGUCACUGUCCACUUGGGAGAUUUUGAAUCGAAACUUACAUACAGACACCCGCGAAACGCAAAGAUAAUGGAUAUAUAAAGAACGAAAUGAAAACGCUUAUAAAUGGACUUCUCUCAAUGAUUUAUGAUAAUUUAAAUUACGGCUUAAGUUAACGCCUACGUUUACACAGCAUAAACCGCCACGUUUUGUAAACUAUUUAUUAUUAAAUUUAUUACUAUAUAUAUAAAUACGUUUUUUAAUUGUUUUUAAUGUAACAUUUUUAAGAGAAAACCCCAAGCUAAGGCAUUUUUUUUUGAAAUCAAACAAAAACAAAUUGUAAUUAGGUAUCUACAUGUAAUGACUAUAUAAGUUUAACUUAAAUUAAGCCAACUGACAUUGAGAGGCAUCUGAUGAAUUAGGAAGUAGUUCCGGGCCGAAAUGAGGUUCGCCGGAAACUGAUGUGAAUGAUUGUGCACACGUACGUACAAUUAAUAAAUAUAUAUGUGCGGAUUUAA
Drosophila ficusphila is the source of this 6581-nucleotide messenger RNA. RefSeq names its product protein strawberry notch (gene sno). Gene Ontology annotation, cellular component: nucleus. The record is from RefSeq and is a predicted model, not a curated record. Gene Ontology annotation, biological process: regulation of DNA-templated transcription. Gene Ontology annotation, molecular function: histone binding; chromatin DNA binding. The transcript is spliced from 13 exons. The coding region runs from base 520 to 5583 and encodes 1687 amino acids. NCBI's taxonomy places the organism in Eukaryota, Metazoa, Arthropoda, Insecta, Diptera, Drosophilidae.